Messenger RNA from Porites lobata, 2394 nucleotides. The record is from the annotation of a GenBank genome assembly. NCBI's taxonomy places the organism in Eukaryota, Metazoa, Cnidaria, Anthozoa, Scleractinia, Poritidae.
AUGUUUGUCGUUCACAUCUUUAAAAGAACUCUUCAGUGGCUUGUUCACAGCCGGCUUUCUCCUCAGUUCUCUGGAAAUGGAGUCCAACUAUUUCUUUCCCCUGAUGAGGCAGGUUCUAUUAUUGAAAAUCGAGAUGGUGAAAACCUAAGGCAAACCCAGAUAGCUACGAAGUCUCUUCGUCUUUCGUGUCCUAUUGUCAAGCAAGAAAGACAGACUCGUUUAAACAAUCUUUGAGACGCCUUUUACAUUAACAGUGACCGGAAAUUGAAAAACAGUGUCCUUCAUCUCUAUUCAGUCACUGGGGAUGAAAUAAUGGCUACUUACGUCAGUGACGCGUCGUAAAUUUUACCCCAUAAUAAAGAAUUAUUCAGUGUCAAUGAAACUCAAGCACUGAAGUAAAAAAUUCUUCUCAAGAGGAAAAAAUGGAAGGGGAUGAUAAAAGAAUAAAGAUAACUACGACAAGAUGAAUAAAGAUGAAUAAAGAGUCGAAUAAUUAAAAGAAACCUCAAGCGUUGAUAUUUACAUUUAUAUUUUUUCCAGGAAUCAAAUAGUAACAAAAAGAAUAACAAUAAUAACAUUUUUAACAGGAUGACCAUUUCAGUUAUAAAAACUGCUAUCAACACGGGUUCUGUAAAGACUCUGCGUUGGCCGGGAAGGGUAUAUCGCUCCCUGAUGUUUGAGAAAUGUUUAGCAGAACUUAGAACUUAGAACUUAGAAAAAACGAAGCGAAAUCUCUGCUCGGUAAAAGGAGAAGUAACCCCGUUAGAUUCUUAAGGUAACAAUAUACCUGCUUAGCUAACAAAAAAACCUAUUCUACUGCAUAUCUAUCUUCUGACGUAAGAGAAAUAAAUGGAAUAAACAGAGCAAUAUGCUGCUAACCAAAACAACGGAUAUUCAUUAAUCAUGCAAUAAAAUAAAACAAAGGUAAAGUUAAGAAAGAACAAGCGGUCCUUGAAUGUAUACAGUUUAACAGCUAUAUUCUUUAUUCAUAAUGGUUACUCAAGUCAAAAAAUCAUCGACGAUUAUAACCAACUAUCCAAUGGGACAUUGGUAUCUUACCGUAUAUUGCAUAGCCUGCAGUGCAGGCGUUUUCUUUGAGCGCGCAAUUUGCUCGCGAAAGCGCCAUGUUGAAACUUCCCGAAAAGAGGAGAAGAUGGGGCAAGUCAAAGGGAGCGGGGAGGGGGCGGGGAGAGAGAAGAGUAUUUUUCUCUCCCCUCCCCUCCCCCCUUUCCUUCUUUCGCCCUCGCACCUACCGUAAGGGUUACUAUUUCUACUCUCCCCAAUCUUCCACUGUCGUAAAAUCAAAGAUGGUGGCUACAACAAUAUUAUGAACACGAACAAGGUUUACGCCUGUACUGCAGGCUAUAUAUUGCAUACAUAAGCAGCUUUUUAUGCCGUGGACCACAUACGAUGAAGAGAAAAAAUAUAUUGCAGCCAUGAAAGAGUUACAUUUGACGCAUCCUCGGAGACCCAGGGGCGGACAGUCGGGCCGGGAGAAAAGGCGCGACAAAAGUUUUCAAGCACUGUGUUUGAAAACUUUUGUCGCGCCUUUUCUCCCUGCCCGACUUGCCGCCCCUGGGUCUCCGAGGAUGCAUUUGACGGUACAUUUUACCAGGUUCCGCAUUGGGGGAAACAGGAGAAAACAAUUGGCCUGGGCGAAAACAAAAAUCAGAGAGGUAGUCAGGAGAGGGGAAAGGGUGCUGUCCUUUCCCCCCUCCCCAGGACCCCGUUUUUUUCCUUUUUCUCCCACUGCGGAGCCUGAACCCAGUAAUUUUACCUGAAAUGACUGACUACCUCGGACUGCUAAAAGAGAAAUCUUCAACAACGUCUUGUUCAACCGUGUUACGUUGCAGCCGGACCUGUCUCUUGGGACCUACUGAAAACCGACAUACAGUGUGGCAGCUCUAUGUCGGGGAAUUUGGACUGUCUUAGACGAAGGCUAUUGUGGCGGUGGAAAACGAGAUUGAGCCCUGUCAACGGAGAGAAACCAAAGAACGUAGCUGAAGAUAUAGAAGAUAAACUGAUUUUUCCACAGACGAUCUUCCGGAUCUUUGCCUCACUCUGCUCCCCUCAGUUUCUCCUUGGUACAGUCGAACCCUGCCUAACGGAUUCCCUCUUAAUACGGACACCUCGUUAUUACGGACAAUUUGCUUUGCCUCUGGGAAAAGCCCUUACAUUUUCUCAAAAUAAAACCCGUAAGGACAUCUGUUAAUGCGGACAACGACCCCCUUUUUCGCCCUACCAACAAAUUCUCAUAGAAAGUCAACCUUGCUAAUGCGGUCACUUUAUUAUCAACCGUGUGUUCUAACGAGGCGACAUUUCCUUUCUGCAGGUAAAAAAGGCCUCCAGUUGACAGCGUGUCGAUGUUCCCGGUGCUACAGAAUACCAGAUUAG